AUUCACUUCAUUCACGCUCUCUGCUGCACCAUGAAGCUGCUGCUCAUCCUUCCACUGUGCGCUGUGUUCACACUCACCCGGCAGGCUCCUUCACCCAACCCGAAGUGUGCCUGUCAGGUGAACAACUCAGAGAAAGAGUUCCCUCAUGACAAACUGAGAGCAGUGGAGCGCAACACCACAAACUGCAACAAAAACAUCACCCCACAGAAGACUCUGGAGAUGGAGAGUCUGCUGCUGGGUCUGGAGCGACGCCUCAUCCAGCUGCACAAAGACGUGUCGGUGCUGGAGAGGGAGGACGAUGGAGAGAUGUACGGAGUCCUCAGUCUGUUCGUGAUCGAGAACGAGAUGAUCGAGAUAAAGCAGCUGAUCGACAAGCUCAACAGCACCACCAGGGACAACCGGCGCCUCACCGAAGACACCAGCCAAGAGCUGACACACUUGCAUGCAGAGAUGGUGGAGAUGGAGAAGUUUGACACCAUGCAGGUGGUGAGAGGACGACAAGUCAACAAACGUCUGAAGUCGGAUCUGAAGGUGUGCAAGAGCGCACUCAACGCCACCGCCGCACCCACAGUCCCACCCCAGGGUGUCUGUUCCCACGGGAGACUCCGGAACGUGACCGGGCCCAGAGUCUACACGGCGGGCGAGUACGCUGGCUCGUAUUCCUACGGCGCCUGGGGUCGGGACCCCAGACCACAGCCUGGGAAGGAGAGCUGGUAUUGGCGGGUGAUGAUGACCUCCAGCAACAAAUACGCCAACUACGUCCGACUCUACUCCAGCCUCAGCGCCCUCAUCAUCGGGGUGAGCAACCCAGGUAACGUCGAGAUAAGCUCCUCUAACCCAACCACCAACACCAUCCAGGGUCCAAAUAACGUCCUGUACGGAGGAGCCUUGUACUACAACUGCUACAACCAGGACUCUGUUUGUCGAUUCAACCUCACCACCAAAGCUGUGUCCACCCUGAAACUACCCAAAGGCACCAGGUACAACUCAAAAGCAAACUUCUGCAACCUGGAUGAAUGCUACCCGUUCACUGACCUGGACCUGGCCACGGACGAGUCCGGCGUCUGGGUGGUCUACACAACCACCCAGGACUUUGGCAACCUGGUUCUGUCCAAGGUGGAGGAGGGUCAGCCCCCGACGCUCGGCCAAACCUGGCGAACCUCGGUUUACAAGCAGGGGGUGAGCAACACCUUCAUGGCCUGCGGCAUCCUCUACGCAACACGCUUCGUCAGCGUAGAGGUGGAGGAGAUCUUUUACUCCUUUGACACCACGACAGGGAGGGAGAGGUUCAACCUUGGCAUCUUCAUCAACAAGAUGUCCCGCAACAUUCUGGCCCUGAACUACAGCCCUGUGGACAAGAUGCUUCACGCCUACUGUGACUCCUACAUGGUCUCCUACAAGCUUUUGUUUCUGUGAUUGCUCUUCAUAAAGGCUUGAUUUAGAAAUAAAAUGGCUCCAGUAUUAGUGAAAUUGCCUGUGGUAUACGUGACACACAUGUUUACAUUACAGGGAAAGUUCGUGUGACUUAUCUUUUCCCACUGUAUUUCAAUAAAGAUCUCAUUCAAGUCUU
Molecule: messenger RNA, 1570 nt
Organism: Mugil cephalus (flathead mullet)
Lineage: Eukaryota; Metazoa; Chordata; Actinopteri; Mugiliformes; Mugilidae
Product: olfactomedin-4-like
Exons: 7
Coding region: 31-1416 (461 amino acids)
Biological process (GO): signal transduction
Source: RefSeq, a predicted model, not a curated record